Messenger RNA from Durio zibethinus, 1960 nucleotides. NCBI's taxonomy places the organism in Eukaryota, Viridiplantae, Streptophyta, Magnoliopsida, Malvales, Malvaceae. The record is from RefSeq and is a predicted model, not a curated record.
CCACAGGAAAGGAGUCCACCUUCAACACGCACGUCUUGCAUUAGAUUCCCAUCUUUACCCUUCUUUUCUCUAAAGCUUCCAGUUUUCAGAACAAAGUUUAAACAUUGGAGUCCGGUUGGAAAUUUAGUUCUAGAUUUUGUCAGUCCCAAAAAACACCUGUUACCACUCUGAAAAUUUACGAGUUUUACAUAACCGUCAAAACCCUGUCACACCCCUCGGUUCAUUAUUAACAGACCAGGUCGGCACCAUGAACCAAGGAGGCGUAGCCACCACAAAUGGUGGAUCGGGAAAUGGGUCAUUCGGUGUUCAGAUCCAACAACCUCGAAGGCUACCGGAUUUCCUUCAAAGUGUCAAUCUCAAGUACGUAAAAUUGGGAUACCACUAUCUAAUUUCCAAUCUUUUGACCCUCUGCUUUAUCCCUCUGGUCGCGGUGAUUUCGAUCGAAGUUUCUCAAAUGAAUCUCGAUGAUUUACGCCACUUAUGGAUUCACCUUCAAUACAAUCUAGUCAGCAUAAUCAUUUGCUCUGCUAUUUUAGUGUUCGGGUUAACAGUCUAUAUCAUGACCCGACCCCGACCCGUCUACCUUGUCGAUUAUUCUUGUUAUCAUGCUCCUGACCAUCUUAAAGCUCCCCAUGGUCGUUUCAUGGAACACUCCAGGCUGACCGGUGAUUUCGAUGAAUUGUCUCUCGAGUUCCAGCGCAAGAUAUUGGAGCGCUCGGGGCUCGGAGAAGAGACUUAUGUGCCAAAAGCAAUGCAUAAUAUUCCUCCAACGCCAUCCAUGGCGGCGGCGAGGGAAGAAGCUGAGGAGGUUAUGUUUGGGGCAUUGGAUAUUCUUUUCCGGAACACAAAUAUCAACCCCAAGGAUAUUGGUAUUCUUGUUGUGAAUUGUAGUUUGUUUAAUCCAACGCCUUCCUUGUCGGCUAUGAUUGUGAAUAAGUAUAGGCUAAGGGGAAAUAUUCGGAGCUUUAAUCUAGGUGGGAUGGGGUGUAGCGCUGGGGUGAUCGCGGUAGAUCUUGCAAAGGAUUUGUUGCAGGUGCAUAGGAAUACGUAUGCUGUUGUUGUGAGUACUGAGAAUAUUACUCAGAAUUGGUAUUUUGGGAACAAGAAGUCUAUGUUGAUACCCAAUUGUUUGUUUCGCGUUGGGGGUUCAGCUGUUUUGCUUUCGAAUAAGUCUAAGGAUAGGAGCUGGGCAAAGUAUAAGCUUAUUCAUGUGGUGAGGACUCAUCGUGGAGCAGAUGAUAAGGCAUUUAGGUGUGUGUAUCAGGAACAGGAUGAUGCAGGGAAGACGGGUGUUUCGUUGUCUAAAGAUUUGAUGGCAAUAGCUGGAGGUGCACUAAAAACAAAUAUCACUACUUUGGGUCCUCUUGUGCUGCCAAUCAGUGAGCAGCUUUUGUUUUUCACAACUUUGUUAGUGAAGAAAUUGUUCAAUUCCAGUGUCAAGCCUUAUAUUCCGGAUUUCAAGUUGGCAUUUGAUCAUUUCUGUAUACAUGCUGGUGGGAGGGCUGUGAUUGAUGAGCUGGAGAAGAAUCUGCAGCUGCUACCGAUACAUGUGGAGGCUUCUAGAAUGACUCUCCAUCGAUUUGGAAAUACUUCUUCAAGCUCCAUUUGGUAUGAAUUGGCAUAUACUGAGGCCAAGGGGAGGAUGCGGAAGCACAACCGUGUCUGGCAAAUUGCUUUUGGAAGUGGUUUCAAAUGUAAUAGUGCAGUCUGGCAAGCACUUCGGAAUGUCAAGCCAUCUAGUAAUGGUCCUUGGGAAGAUUGCAUUGAUAACUAUCCUGUGAAAAUAACCACCUAGCCGAGCAACAUUUUGAGUUAGAUUCUACAUUCAGACAGGUUACCUUUGUGUGUCGUUCUGUUGCACGUGUAUGCAUGUCUGGAGUACCAUCAUGUGAGACUAGCUUAUUUUGUACUAUAUUCUCCAUGUUUUUAUUAGUCAUUCACCUCGUUGAGACUUACAUUU